AUACAUUACAUGUUCCAACACACACAUAACCUUCUCUUCUAUCCAUCACGUGCUCUCCUCUCUCUGCCUUAAAUUGUUAUCUCUUUAAUUUCUUGUCUUCUUAGCUGCAAACCUUAUCCAUAUUAAUCUUUUAGUCGUUAUUAUGGGAUUCUCACCAAACUAGCUUUAUAGUAGUUUUGUUCGUUGGUUGACAAAGAAAGCUAUCAAAAAACUUUACAAACUUAAUUAAUUAGUGAAUUAUUUACUUUAUGGAGAACAACAAAAAGAAAGUUGGAGGAGGAGCUGGUUCUUCCUCGUCUCCUACCAAUUUUGAUCAUCUUUUUGGUCCUAAGGAUCCUUCCACCAUUUCAUCUUCUUCCAACAGCAUCUUUGGCUCCAUUUUUCCACCUCCUUCCACUGGUGGAAGGAGAGAUUCAACAAGGCACGACAUGGGAUGCAAAAACUAUGGAGGAGGAGCACCAGGAAAUUACUCAAAGAAAGGUGAAGGCAUGUCUAACAAGAAUAUUACAGAUGAUACCAAUUAUCAUAAUGAGACUGUGGGACCCAAUUACUACAGCUCAUCAAUAUAUUAUGGUGCUCAAGAAAAUUAUUCUCCAACAACCUGCAAGACCACUCAUUCCCCACAUAUUAUCAAGAAUGAUAAGGAUGAUGAUGAUGAUUCCAAUGGUAGCGAUUCAGGCAGUGCUUCAAGAGGGAACUGGUGGAAAGGUUCCCUUUAUUAUUAACAUGAUUACUCUGCCACAACUCGCCAUCCUGACUGUACACUAGUGUUGCAGGAUGACAUAUAAAUAUAUAUGCAGUACUAGCAAUACUCUACCACUCUAGUUAGUUAAAUAAGAAAUGAUCCAUGCAACGCUCUCUUCUGCAACAUGUGUGUUGGGUCCUUUUUGUUACAUCUCGCACAUAAAAGUUAAUACUACACAAAAGACAACCUGAAGCAGUGGCUAUAGCUUGAAGUCUCUGUCGAAUGUGUUGUAUUUUAUACAUAAAAAGGUUUCAUGACGAUAUAUAACUGUCCUUAAUUUAGAUUGUAGUGCUGUUUUAUAAUCAUGUGACCCUGUUAUAUAUACUUUGUGCUGUCUGGUUCUAUAUAUAUUCACUGUAUACAUACGUGGUUAUAUUGCUUAUAACUGUGAUUUAUGUAUCCA
This is a messenger RNA of Cicer arietinum (chickpea), 1148 nucleotides long. RefSeq lists its product as uncharacterized. The record is from RefSeq and is a predicted model, not a curated record. NCBI's taxonomy places the organism in Eukaryota, Viridiplantae, Streptophyta, Magnoliopsida, Fabales, Fabaceae.